Parascedosporium putredinis is the source of this 1740-nucleotide messenger RNA. The record is from the annotation of a GenBank genome assembly. NCBI's taxonomy places the organism in Eukaryota, Fungi, Ascomycota, Sordariomycetes, Microascales, Microascaceae.
AUGGAUCCGGAAAGGCAUUCGUCUUUACCCACACCAGGCGCUGCCUGGUCCUCACAAUCGGCCAAUGUUCCUCCCCUAUUAGACGAAGAGCUGAGCGCUGACGUCGAUGAGCCGCCCGACUCUUGCUCUGGCAAGCCGCAGCUUGCCCUCGGAGACUUCAAGAAGACAUGCGUCCGGAAGCAAUCGGAUCGUCAAUCCUCGCUCCUCACAAGGGCCCUGCUGUGUGAGCAGGGUGAGGAUAUGGCCCUUACCACUCCGCGAACCAGCAUGCUCUACCGCCAGCGAAGGCGAUCUAUGACGAGCAACAUCAGCCUCGCCUCGACCGUUGAUCUUACCAGCGAUACCGGCCUGACCAGCCCAUCAAGGGCUGAAACCCCCAGUCCGCCCCUUCCCGAGAUGCUCACUCUCCGUAUCCACGACCACGGCCACCACAAUCACCAUGGCCUCAAGCCUCGGUUCGGCGCGUUGCCAGAAAAACCGGCCCGCGUGCAGUUUGCUGCUCCUUCCCGCGAUGCCAACGCCGAACCCACCCGCAAACCGUGCAUCAAGUUUGCCUGCCCCAGCAUCGUCCCCGCCACACACUCCUCUAAAGAGCCUAACGCUAUUCAAGCUGCCGAUGUGAUGGCCUCGCAGAAGUCAGCCUAUGACGAGCCAAAGGAAGAUGAUUGGAUCCGCGAAGAGCACUUUUCUCCGAAGAAGCGGAUCACGAUCAAGGACACGCUCAUCAUGGAAAAUCACAUCCGGAAAAUUGGCGAAGAGGCUGAAGAAGAGGCAGAACAAGAGGAGAAUGAUGAGGACAACGUGAAUGGUGAGGACCUCGCUGAUGAGGAUGAGGAUGAGGAUGGAGAUGGAGACGGAGAGGACGACGAUGAAGACAAUGAGGAGGAUGAGGACGAAGAUGAAGACGAGGAUGAAGACGAGACUGACUACGGGUCCGUCGAUGGUGAUGACGGCUACCAUACCGACGAAGAGACGGGCUUUGCUGAGUCCGAUGAGGACGAGGACGAGGAUGACGAUCUCCACCUUUGGAACCAUGGCAUCAAGCUUGCUAUUGGCACUUCUCCUCAUCCUCUUCUUGCCAGGCGCCGUUCAUCGACCACGGAGCAUCAUUCUGAUUCCUCAACUGCAACUCGUGAUGGCCUUGACUCAAGAAGGAUGGCCACACCACGACGGAGGAUUCCCCGGCCUGUAGUCCCUGAGCUUCCCGACAGCACCGAUUUCGUGUGUGGUACUUUCGACGAGGACCGCGAGACACACAUCAUCCCCCAAGAUAUCGAUCCUAGCUUUCCGACAUCCGAUAUCGAAGAUGGUGAUGGCGAGGAAAUGUUCAAUCCUGUCCAUGAUGAGACUGAUGAGCAGAUUUGGGAGAUGGACGAUGUCAACAACGACAAGGAGCGCUCUUCCCGCAAGAAAACCAAGUCUACCCAAUGCUCCCCUAAGAGAUAUCACUCACCACCUCCUAAAGCCCUCAAACUCCGUGGUCGCUCGCCCCGAGGUGUGCCGGAUAAGCAUUCUCCUCGCCAGAAUCACGUCCGUGGAGCCAUCGAUAUUGUCAAGGGACUCGAGAAGAAGCGCCAGAGGCGCAAGGAGAAGUUUUAUCAAAAAUACUGCAACCGAGCCCGCAAAGGCCAGGUCCAAGAACGCAAGGCCCUCCCUGGCCAGGGAGCGACUAAGAUGAGGGAGUUGGGCCUCCUCAUGGCCGGUAAGACUGACCGAGGCAACUAUGUCCUCUCCGUCUGA